AUGACAGCCACGACAGCACACGCCAAUCGGGCUUUCAAUCUCCAUCCUUUCUCCACGAAUCCGCUCAAGACGCGUGACGAUGUCGUUGCAGCUGUGGGUUCACUGCUCGAUCCCCUCAUUCCUGGCUUCUCCCCAGAAAAUGCUUUGAUCAAGGUAGGCAGCACGGGUACACGUUUUGAUGAGACAGGCGCCCAAGUCGAGGGCUUCGCACGCCCAUUAUGGGGUCUUGCACCACUAUUAGCUGGUGGCAGCAAGUAUGCGGAAACCGAUAAAUUCGUUCAAGGCCUCAUCUCUGGUACGGAUCCUGAGAGCCCAGAGUUUUGGGGAUACAUGGAGGAUACGGAUCAGAGAAUGGUGGAGGCGUGUCCGAUUGGAUUCACACUUGCUGUUGCGAACAAAGAGUUUUGGGAUCCAUUGACGGACAAGCAGAAGAAGAAUGUAGAGACGUGGUUAGGGAGUAUGAACGACAAGAAGAUGCCGGAUACAAACUGGCUUUGGUUCCGCGUUUUCGCCAACCUGGGACUCGAGAGGAAUGGGGCCAAAUGGUCGAAAGAGCAACUGGAAAAGGACAUCAAACAGCUGAACACGUACUACCGUGGUGAUGGCUGGUCCAACGACGGACCUGACACAUACCGCCAGAUGGACUACUACUCUGGCUCCUUUGCGAUCCAAUACCUCCAACUCCUCUACUCCAAACUAGCCGCAGACAUUGACCCAGAGCAAGCUGAAGAGUACAAAAAGCGCGCACGCAUGUACGCGCUUGAUUUUGUACACUACUUCGACCCCGAAGGUCGCGCCAUCACCUUUGGUCGCUCAUUGACGUAUCGCUGGGCCAUGGUCGCCUUCUGGGGCGCCGUCGCCUACGCCGAUCUCGAACUUCCCGAACCACUCUCCUGGGGCGUAGUAAAAGGAAUCUGGCUGCGUAAUUUACGUUGGUGGACAACACAACACGACAUCUUCCAGUCCAAUGGCAUGCUCACAGUGGGCUACUCAUAUCCCAACUAUUACCUGGCCGAGAACUACAACUCGCCACAAAGUCCAUACUGGUGCAUGCUCGCCUUUGCCUGUCUCGCAGUCCCUGAAUCGCACCCUUUCUGGUCUGCCAAAGAAGAACCGCAUCCUUUCGCCAACACGCGCGUUGUACGCUCCCUCCCUCAUCCGCGACAGAUUGUCUGCCGGUCCGGCGGCCACAGCUUCCUCCUUUCAAGCGGUCAGUCCUGCCAUUACGCUAUCAAGAACAGCAACGCCAAGUACGGAAAAUUCGCCUACAGCGCCGCCUUUGCAUACUCUGUCUCGACCGGCUACCAGGAGCUUGAGCAAUUCGUACCAGAGUCGCAAAUCGCUUUCUCCGACGAUGGGGGCGAGUUGUGGAAGAUGCGGAGAGCGCUGAAUGGCGACUCGCAGAUUGAGGAUCGCGAUGGCGUACCUGUAUUGGUAUCAAGCAUGAAGCCAUGGAGUGAUGUGGAGAUAACAACAUAUCUGAUCCCACCCGCGGAAGACACACCAAAUUGGCAUCUACGCGUUCACCGUGUUACCUCCGGCCGCGACAUCAAGAGCGCAGAGGGCGCCUGGGCCGUCUACGGCGCACGCGAGUCCGACGGUCGCCUCCUUACUGAAUGGAACGGCACGCUGCGGACACUAGAUACUUCAAUCCCCGAGGGUGGUGCUUCAGAUUCCACAUCCGCUUUCGCAGCCUCGCCGCGUACAGGCGCAGUAGGUAUCACAGAUAUCUACCAGAGUGAGCGACAGGGCAGUGUUAUCUUAGCUGAUGCGAAUAGCAAUCUUGUUGAGAGCAGGACUGUGCUGCCGGUUGUGCAAAAAGAUGUCAAGAAGGGGGAGACGACGUGGUUCGUUACGGCUGUGUUUGCUAUGCCGGCUAGCAAGGAGGGGUGGAGGGAGAGUUGGAAGGAGGGCUGGGAGAAGAGACCGGCUGUGCCUAGCCAACUCACGACCGCCUCGGCCAUCCUCUGGGACCCCAAGUUUACUUCGCGAGCGCCCCCGGGCAGUCUCAAGCCAGUCCACGCCGGCACUCUUGUAGCCCCGCAGCGCACCGACUCGUCCAUCAGCGUCCGCAACCUCGGCGACGGCCAUACCGUGCCCAUCGUGCCUACCAUGGACAACAGAAGACACCCCAGCUCCUUCCAGCAGCUGGAGAAGCUUGGCGAGGGAACCUAUGCUACUGUGUUCAAAGGCCGCAACCGCCAGACGGGCGAACUUGUAGCCCUCAAAGAGAUACACCUUGACUCGGAGGAAGGCACGCCCUCGACGGCUAUCCGCGAGAUUUCCCUUAUGAAGGAAUUGCGCCACGAGAAUAUUGUCCUGCUACACGAUGUCAUACAUACUGAGAACAAGCUUAUGCUGGUCUUCGAAUUCAUGGACAAGGAUCUCAAGAGAUACAUGGAUUCGCGGGGCGACCGCGGUGCUUUGGAUCCUGUCACCAUCAAGUCCUUCAUGUACCAGCUGCUCAAGGGAAUCGCUUUCUGCCACGAGGCCCGCGUCCUUCACCGCGAUCUGAAGCCCCAAAACCUACUGAUCAACAACCGCGGCCAGCUCAAGUUGGCCGACUUCGGUCUCGCUCGCGCCUUCGGUAUCCCCGUAAACACCUUCUCCAACGAAGUCGUAACCCUGUGGUACCGUGCCCCUGACGUCUUGCUCGGCAGCCGGACUUAUAACACAAGCAUCGAUAUUUGGUCAGCAGGAUGCAUCAUGGCUGAGAUGUACACUGGGCGGCCACUCUUUCCAGGAACUACCAAUGAAGAUCAGGUUCAGAAGAUCUUCAGGCUUAUGGGCACACCGUCGGAGCGGUCAUGGCCGGGUAUCUCGCAGCUACCAGAGUACAAGAACAACUUUCCCGUAUACCACACUCAGGACCUGCGCCUCAUACUGCCGCAGGUCGACCAGGUCGGUCUCAGCCUCCUCAAUUGCAUGCUCCAGCUGCGACCAGAGAUGCGCAUAUCCGCCGUGAACGCCCUUCAACAUCCCUGGUUCAACGACCUGCCACAGCGGCAACAGGAGAUGGCGCAAAUGCAAGCACAGGCGCACGCCCAGGCUCAGCAAGCGCAGAUGGAAGGCUACCAAGUGCCUCAAAACGCCUACUAG
Messenger RNA from Alternaria atra, 3099 nucleotides. RefSeq lists its product as uncharacterized. Gene Ontology annotation, biological process: protein phosphorylation. Gene Ontology annotation, molecular function: protein kinase activity; ATP binding. The coding region runs from base 1 to 3099 and encodes 1032 amino acids. The transcript is spliced from 4 exons. The record is from RefSeq and is a predicted model, not a curated record. Lineage: Eukaryota; Fungi; Ascomycota; Dothideomycetes; Pleosporales; Pleosporaceae.